CCAAGGCAUUUCCUGCCACUUACACUCCUUGAGUCCUCCAAGUGCUCUCCAUUCCUUCUUGUGUGUUCGCUUCCAGGUCGAACCGCGACAGUCCUUCCCUCUUUUGAUAUUAUUCUUGGUUGUAGAUACAAUAGAGAGCAAGGCUCUUGUACACAGUCAUUAUUGUGCUGGCCUUCACUACAGCAACUCCAUCAUCGUCAAUAUUGUAUAUCGCUUCUUCUUCUUCUUCCUCUUUGGAAGUAUUGUUACAUCUACACAACCAUGAGCCCCUCGAUUAGGAACACCCUUGCGGCUUUGUCCCUUGUAGGGACCCUGCGCACCGUCGUAGCACAAUACGACGCCCCAACCUACUCCGGCUACACUCUUCUCUGGACUGCCGACUUCUCUGGGGACGCCGGCACGUCGCCCUCCACCUCCAACUGGAACAUCAUCACGGGCUACCUGGGCGUUAACGACGAGCUGGAGGUGUACAGCUCCUCCAACGAGAACCUUCAGCUCUCAGGCGGCAGCACCCUCCAGAUUGUCCCGUGGGAAUCAGACGGGUCGUGGACUUCGGGCCGGAUCGAGUCCGUCGACUCGUGGACGCCCGCCUCGGGUGUCAUCACGCGUGUCGAGGCCGAGAUCGACUUUGGCACCAAUGCCGAGUCCACCAAGCAGGGCUACUGGCCCGCCUUCUGGAUGCUGCCUGAGAGCUUCCGCACGGGAGCAGAGACGUGGCCCGACUGCGGCGAGCUCGACAUCCUCGAGAUGAUCGACGGUGUUCUGACGGGCUACGGCACGGCGCACUGCGGUGAUGAGUGCAACGAUGACGACGACGACGAGGGCCUCCAGAGCAGCAUCGACGUCGGCAAUGACGACUGGCACACCUGGCGCCUUGAGUGGGACCGUACCAGCGGCAACUGGGAGACCGAGACAAUCUCCUGGUCCAUGGACGGCACAGUCUUCCAGACCCUCACUGGCGGCAGCUUUGACGAGAGUGUGUGGGACAACCUGGCACACCAGCCGUACUACAUCAUCCUCAACAUGGCUGUUGGUGGAUCUUGGCCUGGUGACCCAAACUCUGCGACCGUUGAUGGAUACGGAGCCAUGAUGGAAGUAGGCUACGUCGCUGUCUACCAGACAUAAGUCAGGGGUUCGAGGAAUCCCGGAACCUUCCUGUUGGCUGGUAUCAAUAUUAGCCACGAACCCAGAGACAAUCUGGCUUUCUUCAUAUUCUUCUCUUCUUCGAAGUCUCUCGCUCUACAUAUUUAUCAAAUACCCCAAUCUUCGCUUCUUCAAGAUCUGUCGAACGACAUGAUUCGGGUCUGCCUAUCAUGUAUAUAUAACUGGGUGGACUCGAUAUUUUAUUUUAUUUUGUUUUCGGAAGGUUGGUAGCGGCCAGUCCUCCUUAACCAGAACCCUGCAAGGUCUGCAGGUUGUACAUACAAAUUCAAAGACUUUUGAAUCCUUGUC
Cryphonectria parasitica EP155 is the source of this 1452-nucleotide messenger RNA. Its product is annotated as family 16 glycoside hydrolase. Gene Ontology annotation, molecular function: hydrolase activity, hydrolyzing O-glycosyl compounds. Gene Ontology annotation, biological process: carbohydrate metabolic process. NCBI's taxonomy places the organism in Eukaryota, Fungi, Ascomycota, Sordariomycetes, Diaporthales, Cryphonectriaceae. The transcript has 2 exons. The coding region runs from base 262 to 1125 and encodes 287 amino acids. The record is from RefSeq and is a predicted model, not a curated record.